This is a messenger RNA of Leishmania mexicana MHOM/GT/2001/U1103, 906 nucleotides long. RefSeq names its product putative fatty acid elongase. Lineage: Eukaryota; Euglenozoa; Kinetoplastea; Trypanosomatida; Trypanosomatidae. The coding region runs from base 1 to 906 and encodes 301 amino acids. The transcript has a single exon. Gene Ontology annotation, cellular component: endoplasmic reticulum membrane. Gene Ontology annotation, biological process: fatty acid elongation, polyunsaturated fatty acid; very long-chain fatty acid biosynthetic process; fatty acid elongation, monounsaturated fatty acid. Gene Ontology annotation, molecular function: fatty acid elongase activity. The record is from RefSeq and is a predicted model, not a curated record.
AUGGCGCCCGCGGUGCUGCAGGCGCUGCUGAACCUCGGUGGUCUGCCGAGCCAAUUCGUCGGCGAUAUAGCGGAGACCUUCUUUGAUGACUACUUCGACAUCCUCGUCUACAGCGAAGUGCUGUACGUGCUCAUAGUCUUCCUCGGCCCCAAGGCGAUGGAGAACCGCGAGCCGUAUCGGCUGAAGUACCUCGUUGCCGCGUGGAAUCUGGCGCUCUCCUUUCUUUCCUUGUGUGGCACGAUCGGCGUUGGCAUCAUGCUCAUGCACUCGCUAGAGGAGCGUGGCAUGUACGAGACGACCUGCUACCUCGACAAGAACCUCUACGACGGCGAGCUGACCUUCUGGCUCUUCGCGUUUCUACUUAGCAAGAUUCCAGAGAUGUUUGACACGGUCUUCCUCGUUCUCACGAAGAAGCCGAUCAUCUUCUUGCACUGGUACCACCACCUCACGGUGACGGUCUUCUGCUGGUACGCUGGCUACACGCUUAUUGCCAGCGGCGUAUGGUUCGCCAGCAUGAACUACGCCGUGCACACUGUCAUGUACUUCUACUACUUCCUCUGCUCUCUGGGCAUGCGCAAGUUCAUUCGGCCGAUCGCGCCGUUCAUUACGGGGGCGCAGCUGCUGCAGAUGGUCGUGGGCACGAUCAUCGUUCUCUACACCUUCUACUACGGCUACAUCAGUGAGCGCGGCUGCGGCGUUGACCACCGCACGAUUCGCAUGGGGCUGUGCAUGUACGGCAGCUACUUUGUGCUCUUCGCGACGCUCUUUGUGCACCUCUACAUGAAGAAGGGGGCGACGACCAAGUGCCGGAAGAGGGAGACGCCGGCAGCGGCACUCCAUCAAAACGGGAAGCCCGUAGAUGGUAUAAAGAUGGGCUGCAACGGUGCAGUCAUGAAGAAGCAGUGA